AAUCCACGGGUGUGAUGGCUGACACUGCCGGUCGUGUCAACAAGCUCAUGUCAGCUGGUCAGUCCUGCCUGGAUCAUCUCACGUUAUUAUGACGGGAAAUUUGCUCAUAUGGGUGCUUUUAGGUGUGUGUGCCGUAUGUGGGGUGCUUGGUGAAGGAGAGGACGAGGUGAAUGUGGGGGUAGAAAGGUACAAGAUAGAAGGUCGAGUGGUGAGGCCAGAUUCUUCCCUCGUCAGCCCAGCAGACUGGUUUGCCAACACUAAAGUUUUCACCAAUGGUGGACAUUUUGGCUUCCUAAGAGAAGAUGGAUCUUUUGUGAUUAACAAUGUUCCAUCAGGCUCCUAUGUAGUUCAAGUCAUGAACCCUACCUAUAUUUAUGAGCCUCUAAGAGUUGACAUAAAUUCAAAGGGAAAAAUAAGAGCUCGUGCUGUCAACCACAUUCAGCCAUCAAAUGUUAUACAGAUGCCUCACCCGCUGCGUAUGAAGUCUGUUGGACCAUAUCGGUAUUUUCUGCAAAGAGAGCAAUGGCGCUUGACUGAUACUCUCAUGAACCCUAUGGUACUGAUGACUGUUCUACCAUUGGCACUGAUGAUGAUUCUGCCAAGGCUCAACGACCCAGAAACACGCAAAGAAAUGGAACAAAUUCAAAUGCCAAAGAUGGAUACUCCCGAACUCUCAGAAAUAAUGACUUCAUUCUUUGGUGGUGGAAGCACCAGUACCCAGUGCCAGGGUAACCAACCUAAAACAAGAUCGCGUCCAAAUAAACGUAAGGAUAAAUCAUAGUAAGAAUAGAAAAAAAAAAUUAUUUGCAAAGCUUAUUGAGCUAAUUACAAAAACUUAAUUAUGUGAAUAAUUCAGUAGAAACUAGAAGUUUUAGACUAUUUAACCUCGUGUAUUGCACCAUGAAAUUUUAAUACUUAUUACAAAAUAUAAAGUUUGAAAUGUAUAAUAGUUAUUACUGAGUUAGUCUACAAAGUCCUGGAAAUAAUGUAAAUAACUCACAGAAGGGGCAGGAUUUGAACCUAUGGCAAGCCAGUCCUAAUACAUACUAGCAGGCCAGUGUUGUUAUGAUUUUGCGAGUCAUUAAUGUAAUUAUCUUACUUUACUGUGCUUGAUAUUUAUUUGCUAUUUUGGGUACUGUACUAUUUUGUUUCACAUUAAAAUAUAUAGAAAUAAGUGUUUUAUAUGUGAGAUACAGGUUGAAAAUAAGAUAUAAAUGUUAGACAUGAAGUUUCAUUAAACCUUUAGGCAUUUUACUUUAUGCUAGAUCAUUUGAUAUCCGAAUAUUUGUACAGUUGAAUACUGUAAGUUACUUUUCUUAAGGGGAAAAUGUAUGGUGUUCUGAAAAUUAUUUACAGCCCUGAAUGUAUGUAAAUCCCAUGGAAUUAAGUUUUUAUCAUGUUAUGUUAUAUUUAAGGUAUAUUAUGACUUUUGUAAUUUGACAUGGCCAAGUUUUUAAGAAAAUAUUCUAAAGAAAAUAACAAAACAUAUUGAAAGAUAAGUACUGUAUAGUAGUUUGAUUAUUUGUGUAUGAAAUUUUAAUGUGUACAAUAUAACUCUUGAUGUUGCCUUGUUGUUUGUUAGACUUUGCAUAUUCCUGACUGGAAUUUUUUGUGUAGAAUAUUCCAAUAUAUUACGGUAUUGUCUAGAACAUAGUAAUAAUUCUUUGAGAACAUACAAUCUUGCGAGACUAUACAAACAUAAUACUGAACAUAAAAAAUUCAACAACUGUUUUUCACAUUUAUGUUAGAUGUGUUAUAAAACUUGUAAAAUUCUUCAUUAAAAAUGUAACUGCCUUGUUAUUCUUUAUUGCUGCCACUUGAAAUUUAUGCAUAAGUAUCUUAUGAAUAAUACAAUAAUUAAUACAAUACUGUACUUGUGCAUCAUUUAACUAUAGUGUUUAUUUUUAAGCACUGUCUUCCACAAUUGGAGAUGUAAGGCCUGACAAUGCAGUAAUUGUAUUUCCUCUGAUUUAGCAUAUUUGCACUGUAUAAGAAAAACUUUCUCCAUCCUUGUUUCCUCCUUUAAGAAUGAGAUAAUUUAUGUAUUUUUCCUAUUAAUAAUGUCAUAUGAUCAACAUUGUAGCACCUAGAGAAUGAUAGGUAUUCAGAUUAAAUCCAAGGAAGGUAAGAUAAGUUCAGAUCCUUGGAUCAAGAGCCUCUCCUUAGCAUCAAGGCACCUUCCUUGAGGGGACACAGCUUAAGAUAUUUAAUCCAGGGCUGUUGAAUGGGUUGACUCGUAAGCACCUCAUUUUCGCUCUUAAACUUGGUCUGACUCUUCUCCAUUAAAAAAGCCAGUUAUAGAAAUGAGAAUGUAAAUGCCCUGCAUGAGUGAAAUGUAGAGUGGAGGUGGUAUGACCAACUUGGGCAAAAUUUGAAAGUAGUAAAGUUAAGAGAGGGUGCAAAGCAUAGAUUAAUGGGAAGACAUCCAGAAUCAAUGAGAGGACAGAAAAGGCUAGGAAUUUAUGUUUAGACAGGUCUUAAUGAUGAAAAAGAGUUUCACAACAAAAAUUUAAGCCAAAUCCAUUUUUCCCAGAGAUUUCCAUUAAUAUAAUCUCAUUUUUUCCUGAAAAAAAAAUUGAAGUACAGCAUGCUUUUCCUGUUUAACUGUAUGACCCUUGUGGGUUUAGUGCUUAGGUUUGAUUGUAAUAAUUUUCUUGUUUAAAUGCCAUUUUUAUGGAAGCUCUGCAUUUCACCAAGUGCCUCGUGCCCCUGUGAAACUUGGUACUGUAGGUAGUCUUGAUGGUCUUAACAUCCUUAGGUUGAUUAACUCGUUUACCAGAGAUCACCGAGUGAUGUUUCUUUCUUUUGAUGUACUGACAGCCUUCCUCUUGAUGCAGAGCAUGGCUUUUUAUCUAUGAUUUAUAAUACUUCACUGAUUUUGAAUAUCAUAUUCUGCCUUUAUGCUCACCCUCAGUACUUCAACUUUUUCACAAAUGUAUUGUCUUGAAAAAAUAUAUAAUUAUUAUUAC
Molecule: messenger RNA, 2969 nt
Organism: Cherax quadricarinatus
Lineage: Eukaryota; Metazoa; Arthropoda; Malacostraca; Decapoda; Parastacidae
Gene: EMC7
Product: ER membrane protein complex subunit 7
Cellular component (GO): EMC complex
Molecular function (GO): carbohydrate binding
Source: RefSeq, a predicted model, not a curated record